Effrenium voratum is the source of this 1418-nucleotide messenger RNA. The record is from the annotation of a GenBank genome assembly. Lineage: Eukaryota; Dinophyceae; Suessiales; Symbiodiniaceae.
GGGCGCAAAGUCCAGCCAACCCGUGUCACAUAGUGCAUGGUGCCGCAGCCAUGCAAGAUCUUCAGGUAUUGGUGCGCUGCCUCAGCGGCAAGGUGCUGUGCAGAGUUGCUGCCAGCGCCGACGAGCCGGUUGAGGCGGUGAAGGACCGCGUGGCCGCUGCCACCGGCAUCUGCUCUGCGGAGCAGCGCCUGCUCUGGGGCGGGCGGGAGGUCGAAGAGUCACUCAAGGACGCGCCCGCGCAUCAAGAGCUGCAGCUGACGCUGCUGCGCCGGCCAAAGGAGCAGGCGGAGUGGCUGCAGCGCGUGGCACAGGCGGAGAGCCUCUCCAAGGCGCCGGAGCUCAUAAGGGAGGACCGGGAAGUGCUGAUGGCUGCGGUCAAAGUGGAUGACGAUGCUUUGCAGUGGGCUUCUCCCAAUCUCCUAGCAGACCAGUCAGUGGUGCUGGAGGCAGUGCGAAGGUGUGGCUUCGCCCUUGCCUGCGCCUGCGCCUCGCUUCAGGCGGACCGCGAGGUGGUGCUGGCUGCGGUAGCGCGGCACGGGCUGGCGCUGGAGUCCGCCUGUGAGUCGCUGCGGGCGGACGUGGAGGUGGUUCUGACAGCAGUGGAGCAAGACGGCAACGCCUUUCAGUUUGCUGCUUUGCAGCUGCGUGGUGACCGUGACUUUGUCCUGCGGGCGGUGCAGCAGAACGGGUAUGCCUUGACCUAUGCCAUGCCCGAGCUGCGGGGUGACCGCGAGAUUGUUGCUGCGGCCAUUGAGAGAACCGGCUGGAUCUGGGAGUGCGGGGCGCGCGUGGCCCAGUUCGGCGGAUGGGCGCUGCAAUGCGCCGCUCAGGAACUGCAGGCGGACCGCGACCUAGUGCUCUCAGCUGUGCACCGCGACGGGGCCGCUUUGUCCUUCGCUGGCAGGUUGCAAGAGGACAGGGAGGUGGUCCUCGCCGCAGUCCAGCAGAGUGGCGAGGCUUUGGCCUUCGCCUCUCAGGAGCUACGCGCAGACCGGGAGGUGGUCCUGGCCGCAAUCGAUGAAUCCGCCAUGGCGCUGGAGCAUGCAAGCGACGAGCUGCGCGACGACGAGGCGCUGGUCCUGCGCGCCGUGGCCAACGGCCCGGCGCUGCGCUUCGCGUCGCCGCGGCUCCGCGGGAGCCGUGCCGUGCUGCGCCGGGCGCUGCCGCGGGAGGAGGAGGCGCUGCGCUGGGCCUCCGAGGAGCUGCGUGCUGACCGGCGGCUGCAGAAGGUGGCGCGUCGCUGCGGGCAGGUUCAAGAGGAGCUCUACAAGUAUCCGGAGAGCAGCAUCGACGGCAUGGUGGAGCAAAGGGUGGAAGAACUGCAGCAAUAUCGCCGGCAGGUGGAGCGCAACCAGCGUCUGGCCUCCGAGGGCAUCGAGGGCAACAAGGCUGGGGCGGUGCUCACAGUGGCGGCGUGA